AUAUGUUUGCAUACAUGGGUAUAUACAUAUAUCCUGAAGCUCAGGCCCCAACCCAGAUGGAUCGAAUCAGAAUUUUGGUGAUUGGUACCCAUAUCUGGAUUAAAACUAAAACUUCCUAGGUGAUUUCAGUGUGCAGCCAAAUUUGAGAACCAGUGCCUUCCGUAAUUAGUGUUCACCUGAAUCACCUAUACGGCGCGUGUGAAACUGAUUCCUGGACGGACUUCCGGAGACAGGGACCCGGUUCGCGAUGCGCCCGGCGGACGCCCUCCACGCUCCUCACGCCCCUCACGCCCCCGCGGGCCCCGUGCGGCCCCAGGUGCGGGCGAUGAAAGGCCCGGCGGCCGGCGGGCCUGCAGGCCGCCAUGGACCCUGCGCCCGCCCUCCUGCGUGCCCCGCAGGCCGAGGUGCUGGAGGACGUGCUGCGGGAGCAGUUCGGGCCGCUGCCUCAGCUGGCCGCCAUCUGCCGCCUCAAGCGGCUGCCCUCGGGCGGCUACUCUUCCACCGAGGACCUCCAGCUGGUGCUGGAGCGGCGGCGCGUGGCCAACGCCAAGGAGCGCGAGCGGAUAAAAAAUCUCAACCGUGGUUUUGCCAAACUGAAGGCACUUGUGCCAUUUCUCCCCCAAAGCAGGAAGCCUAGCAAAGUUGAUAUUCUGAAAGGUGCAACUGAGUACAUACAAGUUCUCAGUGAUGUUUUGGAAGGAGCCAAAGACUCUGAGAAACAAGAUCCAGAUCACCAGAACUAUAGCAGCAAUAUUUCUGAACCACAUAUAUCCUUGGCCAGAGAGCUAUCGAGACACAUCACCCAACAUGCCAGCUGUGCUGUGGGCUUGAAGAAUGAGGAAGAAGGGCCCUGGGCAGAUGGUAGCAGUGGAUAGAUUCUCAGAAGUAGAACUCCUGAGCCACAGGUGCCAAGUAUGAAAAGUGACAAGGCUGGCCCAGGGCUACUUUGUAGAGACCAAUAAAUGCA
This is a messenger RNA of Manis javanica (Malayan pangolin), 967 nucleotides long. It is a transcript of the gene FIGLA, whose product is annotated as folliculogenesis specific bHLH transcription factor. Lineage: Eukaryota; Metazoa; Chordata; Mammalia; Pholidota; Manidae. Gene Ontology annotation, molecular function: DNA-binding transcription factor activity, RNA polymerase II-specific; RNA polymerase II transcription regulatory region sequence-specific DNA binding; protein dimerization activity. The record is from RefSeq and is a predicted model, not a curated record. Gene Ontology annotation, biological process: regulation of transcription by RNA polymerase II; developmental process.